Messenger RNA from Girardinichthys multiradiatus, 3724 nucleotides. It is a transcript of the gene slc4a4a, whose product is annotated as solute carrier family 4 member 4a. Gene Ontology annotation, molecular function: monoatomic anion transmembrane transporter activity; solute:inorganic anion antiporter activity; sodium:bicarbonate symporter activity. Gene Ontology annotation, cellular component: plasma membrane; basolateral plasma membrane. The record is from RefSeq and is a predicted model, not a curated record. The transcript has 27 exons. Gene Ontology annotation, biological process: bicarbonate transport; transmembrane transport; regulation of intracellular pH. NCBI's taxonomy places the organism in Eukaryota, Metazoa, Chordata, Actinopteri, Cyprinodontiformes, Goodeidae. The coding region runs from base 253 to 3633 and encodes 1126 amino acids.
GACGCGCAGCGUUUACAAUCGGAGCACAAUGACUCAGACUAAUUUCCCAGAGCUCUGGAAUUAGGCUUCUUGUAUUUCAUGCCGCCAGUGGGCUGUAAUUCAGAACCAGGCAGCGUUUUUCCAGCGGUAUCGUGAUUUACUCUGGGUGCACAUUGGGGCUGACAAGUUCGGACAAAGUUCCUGAGGCCGUCAAACACCAGCAGCAGCUCCAGUCAUCUGCUCUGCGCAGAACAUCCAGACAGACCUGAGGGGAUGAGUGGCAAGAAGAUGGAGGACGAGGCGGUGGUGGACCGCGGGGCGUCCUUACUCAAGCACCUUUGCGACGAAGAGGAGGUUGAAGGUCACCACACCAUUUACAUUGGAGUGCGUCUUCCCGAGAGCUCUCGGCGUCGGAGGCGCCACCGCCGGAGAACCGGCCGCAAGGACAGAAAGGAGAGGUUGACGGCAAAUGUGUUUGACAAGUCGGACACAGAAAACAACGAUGAGGCCAGCAACAGCAUCCUCAGACCUCUCAUCUCACCAGCAGCCGAGAGGAUCCGUUUCAUCCUAGGGGAGGACGAUGACGGCCCUGCUCCGCCACAGCUCUUCACUGAGCUGGAUGAGUUGCUGUCGGUGGAUGGACAGGAGAUGGAGUGGAAAGAGACGGCCAGGUGGAUAAAGUUUGAGGAAAAGGUAGAAAAAGGGGGCGAACGCUGGAGUAAACCCCAUGUGGCGACGCUGUCCUUACACAGCCUAUUUGAGCUGCGCACAUGCAUAGAGAAAGGCACUAUCAUGCUCGACAUGGAGGCUUCCACUCUGUCUCAGAUUGUUGAGAUGAUCACAGACAACCAGAUAGAGAUUGGCCAGCUGAAAGCAGACCUAAAGGACAAGGUGAUGUACACGUUGCUACGGAAACACCGCCACCAGACCAAGAAGUCCAACCUCCGCUCCCUGGCAGACAUUGGGAAAACGGUCUCCUGUGCAAGUAGGCUGUUUUCCAACCAGGACAACGCCCGCAGUCCUCUGGAGAGCUCGGUGACCUGCCUGUCGGGUCACAUCUCCAUGGAGGACUUGCAGAACCAAAGGAGUACCAGUAUGGACUGGCUUAAUACUCUGACAACACCUCACAAGAACCUGGCAUCCAGCAGCCUGAAUGACAUCUCUGAUAAACCAAAGAAGGACCAGUUAAAAAACAAGUUCAUGAAGAAGUUGCCAAGAGACGCGGAGGCCUCCAAUGUGCUGGUGGGGGAGGUGGACUUCCUGGAUGCUCCCUUUGUGGCAUUUGUUCGAUUGCAGCAAGCUGUGAUGCUGGGAGCGUUGACUGAAGUCCCCGUUCCCACAAGGUUUUUGUUCAUCCUGCUUGGACCCAAAGGCAAAGCAAAGUCAUACCAUGAGAUUGGCCGAGCAAUCGCCACACUGAUGUCUGAUGAGGUCUUUCAUGACAUUGCAUAUAAGGCGAAGGACAGACAGGACUUGCUGGCUGGUAUCGAUGAGUUCCUGGAUGAGGUGAUUGUACUUCCUCCUGGAGAAUGGGACCCGACCAUCAGGAUAGAGCCCCCCAAAUCGCUCCCCUCGUCUGAUAAAAGGAAAAACAUGUACGCAGGAGGAGAGUCCCAGAUGAAUGGAGACACGCCUCAUGAUGGAGGUCAUGGAGGAGGAGGGCAUGCAAUGGGGGAGGAGCUGAAGAAGACGGGAAGGUUUUGUGGGGGUCUCAUGCUUGAUAUAAAGAGAAAAGCGCCUUUCUUUGUUAGUGACUUCACCGACGCAUUUCACAUUCAGGCCCUGUCGACUAUUCUGUUUAUUUACCUGGGAACUGUGACGAAUGCCAUCACCUUUGGUGGUCUGUUGGGGGACGCUACAGACAACAUGCAGGGUGUGUUGGAGAGUUUUCUGGGCACUACCAUCGCUGGUGGCCUUUUCUGCUUGUUGGGGGGGCAGCCUCUCAUUAUUCUGAGCAGCACCGGUCCGGUCCUGGUGUUUGAAAGGCUGCUCUUUAACUUCAGCAGGGAUAACGAUUUCGACUACAUGGAGUUCCGCCUGUGGAUCGGCUUGUGGUCGGCAUUCUUCUGCCUGGUGCUUGUCGCUACUGACGCCAGCUUCCUGGUGAAAUACUUCACCCGCUUCACGGAGGAGGGCUUUUCCUGUCUCAUCAGCUUCAUCUUUAUAUACGAUGCCUUCAAGAAGAUGAUUAAAUUAGCUCACCAUUACCCCAUCAACUCUGAGUACAACAUGGAAAACAUUACGCAGUACGAAUGUCUCUGCAUGGCCCCUUCGAUCUUAGAAAUUGAGUCGGAGUUAAUUGAUGAACCUGUAGAAGAUCCAUCCAUGUGGUACUUGAACUACACAGGCCUGGCACAAAACCAAUCAUGGUCAAGGUUCACAAAGUCAGAGUGCUUAAUGUACAAGGGAGAGCUGGUAGGAAAGGCCUGUAACUACGUUCCAGACAUCACCCUCAUGUCCUUCAUCCUCUUCUUUGGUACCUACACCACCUCCAUGUGUCUUAAGAAGUUCAAAACAAGUCCCUUUUUCCCCACCACUGUGAGGAAACUCAUCAGUGACUUUGCCAUCAUCCUGGCCAUCCUUAUCUUUUGUGGAGUUGAUGUUUUCGUGGGAGUUGACACUCCUAAACUUAUUGUGCCAAGUGAAUUUAAGCCAACAAGCCCAAACCGAGGCUGGUUUGUGCCCCCAUUUGGAGGAAACCCCUGGUGGGUUUAUCUGGUCUCUGCUCUCCCUGCCCUCCUUGUCACCAUUCUGAUCUUUAUGGACCAACAGAUCACUGCUGUGAUUGUCAACAGGAAGGAGCACAAGCUAAAGAAAGGGGCAGGUUACCAUCUGGAUUUGUUCUGGGUGGCUGUUCUGAUGGUGGUUUGCUCCUUCAUGGGCCUGCCGUGGUAUGUGGCCGCCACCGUCAUCUCCAUCGCCCACAUCGACAGUCUGAAGAUGGAAACUGAAACGUCAGCACCAGGAGAGCAGCCCAAGUUUCUGGGUGUGAGAGAGCAGAGGGUCACUGGAGUAUUAGUGUUCAUCCUGACAGGACUAUCUGUAUUCAUGUCUCCAAUUUUAAAGUUUAUCCCCAUGCCGGUCCUGUAUGGAGUCUUCUUGUACAUGGGAGUCGCUUCUCUUAAUGGAGUUCAGUUUAUGGAUCGUCUGAAGCUGCUUCUGAUGCCAGCCAAGCAUCAGCCAGACCUGGUUUACCUGAGGCAUGUUCCCCUCAGGAAGGUCCACCUCUUCACCUUCAUUCAGAUCCUCUGCUUGGCUCUGCUCUGGAUCCUCAAGUCCACUGUGGCAGCCAUCAUUUUCCCAGUGAUGAUUCUUGCUCUGGUUGCUGUCAGAAAAGCCAUGGACUGCAUGUUCUCCCAGCAUGACCUAAGCUUCCUGGACGAUGUCAUUCCAGAAAAAGACAAGAAGAAGAAAGAGGAUGAGAAGAAAAAGAAAUGUGGCAGCAUGGACAGCGAUACUGAAGAUGAGAAAAGCCCCGGUCAUUCCUUGAUCGACACACAUCGUGCUGAGCAGCUUCGCUUCUACCAGGACAGCUACUUAUCCAGCCCUGAGAGGACCCCGCUGAAAUCAGUGCCUCAGAUCAGGAUAGACAUGGACCCUGAAGAUGAAGACACGUUUUACUGGAGAGGCCGGGGGUCUGAAACAUCUCUUUAGAGGACCAACAUACAGAUUCCUGUCUUUUACCCACUUAAAUUUAGUCUUAACAUUUGUUUCUUCCAUGAUUUUAAGACUUUGUUUUGAAUCG